GUGCAGGCGGGAGGGCUGAGCCGAGCCCGGAGCCGCCAGCGGGGCCAGGGGCUGCGCCGGUGCCCGCGCCCACCGCGGCGGCCAGGGGAGACCCGCCGGGGGAGGGCUUAGAGAGACAGUGCGAGCUCGCCUCUGCGAGGAGCCAGCGCCCUGCCGCAGACAUGGGGAACCGCGGGAUGGAGGAUCUCAUCCCGCUGGUCAACCGGCUGCAGGACGCCUUCGCCGCCAUCGGGCAGAACGCCAACCUCGACCUGCCGCAGAUCGCCGUGGUGGGGGGGCAGAGCGCCGGCAAGAGCUCCGUGCUCGAGAACUUCGUCGGCAGGGACUUUCUGCCACGUGGGUCUGGCAUCGUAACCAGGCGCCCACUGGUCCUGCAGCUGGUCAACUCCACCACAGAAUAUGGCGAGUUCCUACACUGCAAAGGAAAAAAAUUCACUGAUUUUGAGGAGAUCCGUUUGGAGAUUGAGGCUGAAACGGAUCGUGUUACCGGCUCAAACAAAGGGAUUUCCCCUGUGCCCAUCAAUCUUCGAGUCUACUCUCCUCAUGUCCUGAGCCUGACCUUGGUGGAUCUACCGGGUAUGACAAAAGUCCCAGUAGGGGACCAGCCCCCUGACAUCGAGUUUCAGAUCCGAGAUAUGCUGAUGCAGUUUGUCACCAAAGAGAAUUGCCUCAUCCUGGCAGUAUCCCCAGCCAACUCUGAUUUGGCCAAUUCUGAUGCCCUGAAAGUUGCAAAGGAAGUGGAUCCUCAAGGGCAACGCACUAUUGGAGUCAUCACUAAACUGGAUCUUAUGGAUGAAGGAACUGAUGCACGAGAUGUGUUAGAAAAUAAAUUGCUUCCUCUCCGUAGAGGUUACAUCGGUGUAGUCAACAGAAGUCAGAAGGACAUUGAUGGCAAGAAGGACAUUCAGGCAGCUCUGGCUGCAGAGAGGAAGUUUUUUCUCUCCCACCCAGCCUACAGACACAUGGCUGAUCGCAUGGGAACCCCCUACCUGCAGAAAAUAUUGAACCAGCAAUUAACCAACCACAUCCGUGACACCCUGCCAGGGCUGCGGAACAAGCUCCAAAGCCAGCUUCUCUCCAUUGAGAAAGAGGUGGAGGAGUACAAGAACUUUCGUCCUGAUGACCCUGCUCGCAAGACCAAAGCUCUGCUUCAGAUGGUCCAGCAGUUUGCUGUGGACUUUGAGAAACGCAUUGAAGGCUCUGGAGACCAAAUUGAUACCUAUGAGCUGUCAGGAGGAGCUAGGAUUAACCGCAUCUUUCAUGAGCGUUUCCCCUUUGAACUUGUGAAGAUGGAGUUUGAUGAGAAGGAGCUGCGGCGGGAGAUCAGCUAUGCCAUCAAGAACAUCCAUGGUAUCAGAACCGGUCUCUUCACACCCGACAUGGCCUUUGAGACCAUUGUGAAAAAGCAGGUGAAGAAGAUUAAAGAACCUUGCCUGAAAUGCGUGGACAUGGUCAUUUCGGAGUUAAUCAAUACCGUUAGACAGUGCACCAAGAAGCUGAGCCAAUAUCCUCAUCUGCGUGAGGAGAUGGAACGUAUUGUUACUACUCACAUCCGUGAAAGAGAAGGCAGGACCAAAGAUCAGGUCAUGCUUCUAAUAGACAUCGAGCUGGCUUACAUGAACACAAACCAUGAGGAUUUCAUUGGCUUUGCCAAUGCUCAGCAGAGGAGCAGCCAGAUGAGCAAGAAGAAGGCAGCUGGCAACCAGGAUGAGAUCCUGGUCAUCCGAAAGGGCUGGCUCACCAUCAACAACAUUGGCAUCAUGAAGGGUGGCUCCAAGGAGUAUUGGUUUGUCCUGACAGCGGAGAACCUCUCCUGGUACAAGGAUGAUGAGGAGAAAGAGAAGAAGUAUAUGUUACCGGUGGAUAACCUGAAGCUGCGAGAUGUUGAGAAGGGGUUCAUGUCCAGCAAGCACAUCUUUGCUCUCUUCAACACUGAACAGAGGAAUGUUUACAAGGACUACCGGCAGCUGGAGCUGGCCUGUGAGACCCAGGAGGAGGUGGACAGCUGGAAAGCGUCCUUCCUUCGUGCAGGAGUCUACCCAGAGCGUGUUGGGGACAAGGACAAAGCCAGUGAGGCAGAGGAGAAUGGAUCAGACAGUUUCAUGCACUCCAUGGACCCUCAGCUGGAGAGACAAGUGGAAACGAUCAGGAACCUGGUGGAUUCCUACAUGGCAAUUGUCAACAAAACCAUCAGAGACCUCAUGCCGAAGACAAUCAUGCACCUCAUGAUAAACAAUACCAAGGACUUUAUCCAUUCAGAGUUGCUGGCAAAUCUGUACUCCUGUGGUGACCAAAAUACGCUGAUGGAGGAAUCAGCAGAGCAGGCCCAGCGACGUGAUGAAAUGCUGCGCAUGUACCAUGCCCUGAAAGAGGCCCUCAACAUCAUCGGGGACAUCAACACCAGCACUAUCAGCACCCCAAUGCCGCCACCGGUGGACGACUCUUGGCUGCAGGUGCAGAGCGUACCAUCUGGACGCAGGUCUCCUACGUCCAGCCCCACGCCACAGAGGAGAGCUCCUGCGGUUCCGCCCGCCAGACCUGGGUCUCGAGGCCCAGCUCCUGGACCACCUCCUGCUGGUGGGUCCACCCUGGGUGGUGCCCCCCCUGUGCCCUCCAGGCCAGGUGCCUCUCCUGAUCCAUUUGGGCCUCCACCUCAGGUUCCUUCUCGUCCUAAUCGUGCUCCUCCUGGUGUUCCCAGUUGUUCAUAGGCUCCUCUGGAUCCUGAUGCCAGCUUGUCAUUUGAGUUCACUGAUGAAUGGAGAAUUUCCAAUGACAAGGGACUCUUUCUCUUCUUCUUCUGUAUAUAGAAUAAGAAUGUUCCCUGCUAGCACUUGGACUCGGGUCCUUCUGCCAUGGGUGAACGAAUGCCAUCUCCAUCAUUGCUUUUUUUAAUACCCAUCUUUUCCCUUGCUAACUGGGCUACACUAUCGCAUGUGUGUGAGAGGAACAAAGCUCUUGAUGGCAAGAGUGGGCUUUGCUGGAAGAGCUGGUGUUACGUAGUGAACUGGGAGUGCACGGUGGUGGCUGAGUGUACUAUCCAUGUCUAGGCACACCAGUGCCUGUGUAGAAGUCUGGUAGUUUGUUGGUGCUUCUGGUUUGUGUGAGUAUCUGCUUUUAUGGAUGAACUUAGACGUGUUGCUCCACUUUUUUUUUAAUAAACAUGACUGUACAGACAUGUGCUUUCACACAUGAACACCACACGGUCCAUUUUCUUGCACAGGAAGGUUUCCCUGCAUACAAUUAAGUACUCUUAAACCAGAUUUACUUACCAUCCUGCUUCUGUAUAUAGCAUUUAUUCGGUCUACUCUGGAAGCCUGUAUUGCCAAAUACUUAACUUUGGAAGCUGAAAGUUAAAAACAAUGUUAAGGUCCUAUCUGUGUGUGCUGAGGACUGAAUUCAGACUGUAUGUCUGUUGGAGCUGUGCAGGAGGAGUUCCUCUGGCGAGGAAAAGCAUGAAGAUGUUCCUCCAGGUAUUUAGUAUCUGCAGUUUAAAAUAGUUGGAUAAACUGUAAGUGAAAGAGCUUACACAGCUCAGAGAAAGCUUAAGUGAGAAUGACUUCACCAUGGGAAAAAUCUGUUGAAGGCAUUAAGGAGUUCUCCAUCCUUUGGUACAUCUAAGGAAAGAUGCAAGUGGUCACCAUCACUGUAAGCAUUGCUUCAUGCAGCUUUGUCUUUAAUUUAUUCAGGAGGUCAGAAUAGCUGACAUCAUGAUUGUGACCUUCAGAAAACAAGUCUUCACCUGCUUCUUCCCUUUUUGAGUAGUGCUCAGGAUUGCAUGUUAUCUCCCUGUUUCCUGAGCUGUUUGAUUCAAGUCUAGCACUUAAUGUGCUCAGAAGAUAGGAAUCCUCAGCAAGAGACAAGUCAAGCAGCCUGUGCCCAGCCGAGCCCUCGGCUUACUGCUGCUUUGGCAGGCGUGAAUAUCAGCCUGGAUGUGUGUGUGGAUUUGCUGGGUGUGUGCAUAACGACCAGGAGGUGUGUGAAGAGGCAGGACCUCUUUCCAUGCAGCCCUGUGCACAGCAGGGUUCUGGAUGUGUGCGGAGUUGAGGCUGUGAUGGUGUAUGUGAAGUCCUACACGGCUGAGUGCAACCCUGGUGCCGUGCGCUGGAGGGUGUCUGCGCAAGUGCAUGUGUCUGUUCCACCUUCCUGACAGUCUGUGUGGCCUCUGCCUUGAACUGUCUGAACUGCCAUGUUGA
Messenger RNA from Cuculus canorus (common cuckoo), 4193 nucleotides. It is a transcript of the gene DNM1, whose product is annotated as dynamin 1. Lineage: Eukaryota; Metazoa; Chordata; Aves; Cuculiformes; Cuculidae. The record is from RefSeq and is a predicted model, not a curated record. Bases 162 to 2708 code for a protein of 848 amino acids. Gene Ontology annotation, molecular function: microtubule binding; GTP binding; GTPase activity. Gene Ontology annotation, cellular component: cytoplasm; microtubule; membrane. The transcript is spliced from 22 exons.